UAAAGCUCCAAUACAAUGAAAUCCAAGAAACGCCACCAGUCGUCUUCAGAGGAAUCUGAAGAAACUGAAGAAAGCGUGAAAUCGAGCAGCUCUUCUGGUAGCGAUAGUGAUAUUUCGUCUGUAUCGGAUCACCGGCACAAGAAAAAAAGAAAACGCGCUGAUUCUUCAGAAUCUGAAAGCGAAUCCGAUGAACAAAAACGUACGAAGAAGCGUAAGCACAAGAAGAAAAAGAAGAAGCACGGUAAAAAGAAGCGACGCACAGAUUCCGUACACGAAAGCAUUUCUGCGGAGGAGAUUUCCAUAAGCGAAGGCGAAAUCGCGAAAAAGAAGCGGAAACACAAGCACAAAAAUUCUAAACGUGCUCGAAGCUCCUCUCACAGCGAAGAGGAGGACCGCGGCGACAGACGCCUACAUAGCGUGGUAAAGGAACGUCGAGCGUCUUCUGAUGAAGGCAGCCAGCCUUCACGUACUUAUUACCAGAGAGAAUACCGCCAAUCAGGUUCGGGUGAGGAAUGCAACAGAGAACGGGAAGUUGAGAGAUUCUAUCGCGGUUCAAGCAAGGAGCGGAGGAGCCAGUAUCAGCAGCAGGAACAGUACCAUUAUGAGAAACGAGGAGAUAGAUAUGCAUCAUAUCAAGACAAAAUUUAUAAACAAAGAUAUGACCAAAGAACUCAGUAUAGUAACCCUGAGGAUUAUGAGCGGAGACAAAAAGAGUAUGAUGAAUACAGAAGGCACCAAAGAUAUGAAGAUCGCAAACCGCCAGAGGAAUAUCAGAGCCGGUCCAGGGAAGAGUACCAUUCCAAAGAAGAAGGAAGAGGUUACAAUCCCAAUCGUCAUAACCAAUAUGAAGAAAGAAGUGGGCCCAGACGGCGAGAUUACGAGGAAGGUAGAGACUACCGUGAAAGGCGGGCGCCACCCGAGCCAGGACACUACCGUGAAAAAGAGUAUCCAGACAAGCGGGAAAAAUAUCAAGAGAGAUUCGCAACAGAUAGGCCUCGUGACAUGCAUCGGGAGCGGCCGAGCAGACCGGAGAAACCUGGUCCCCCUCGAAGGGAGCAAACCAGAUCCCGAAGUCCCGACGAUCGAUACAGGGAGCGCACCAAACGCCCAGAAAACCGUGAAGAGAAGGAAGAACGUUUCCGCCGAGACGAUCGUCGCGGCGAUGACCGCCGUCCUGGUAGGAGCGACGAGCGGCCCGAAGACGCUAGACCUAAAUUUGACCCUAGACCUAGGGAACGGAAGAGCAGAUUCGCCCCAGAAGAUAACAAAGAAUACAAUUGGGGCAAAACUGAAGUAAAGAAAGAAGGCGGUGAUGCACCGGACGACAAGGAGAAGCCAAACUUCGGGCUGUCUGGCAAACUCACAGCCGAUGCUAACACUGUCAACGGCGUCGUUAUCAAAUACACCGAGCCCGACGACGCUAAGCAGCCUAAGAGGAGAUGGAGAUUCUAUCCGUUCAAAGGAGACAAAGCGCUGCCAAUCCUUUACAUCCACCGCCAGUCGGCAUUCCUCAUAGGCCGCGACAAGAAGGUGUGCGACAUCCACCUGGAGCACCCGUCGAUCAGCAAGCAGCACGCGGCGCUGCAGUACCGCGCCACGCCCUUCACGCGCCCCGACGGCACGCAGGGCCGGCGCGUGCGCCCCUACGUCAUUGAUCUCGAAUCGGCAAAUGGUACGUUCGUGAAUAACAAGAAAAUCGAACCACGUCGUUACGUCGAACUGCUCGAAAGAGAUGUGGUCAAGUUCGGAUUCUCACAGCGAGAAUACGUCCUACUUCACGAGAAUAGCAAAGAUGAUGCUCAAGACGAUGACCAUCAGGAACCUGCUAUCGGGAGCAAUGUCACAACUACUGAUCAGAUUAAACAUGACAAACGCGUGAAGCAAGAAGUCGCAGAGGACGGCGAGUAGGUUAACAUUAUUAUUUGUAGUGAAUCGACUUUUGACAUUUGAGGAACUCGUAUUAUGUUUUAUUUUAGAAAGUUACAAAUGUAACAAAACAUUUUUUUUUUAGAAUUAUUUAUCGUUGGUAAGUAAGAAUAUGAUUUCUUUGCAAAGUAAUAAAAUAAGAUUUAUUUACGUUGGUUCGAGUUAUUUUUUUGUUCUUCAGAAUAUAAAUGUCCCACAACGGAUAUGGAGUUCCUCAAAUAUAAUGUACAUAAUAUCUAUGUGUAAUUUUAUUUUUUAUUUCAUGUAACUUGCGGUAUAAUUGAGGCAUUUUUGACAUAUUUUGUCAUUCUUAGUUGUUUAAAUUAGAAAUAGGAAGUUUUUUGUUCACUUGAUUAGAAAAUA
Molecule: messenger RNA, 2289 nt
Organism: Hyposmocoma kahamanoa
Lineage: Eukaryota; Metazoa; Arthropoda; Insecta; Lepidoptera; Cosmopterigidae
Product: smad nuclear-interacting protein 1
Exons: 12
Coding region: 16-1908 (630 amino acids)
Biological process (GO): miRNA processing
Cellular component (GO): nucleus
Molecular function (GO): mRNA binding; protein binding
Source: RefSeq, a predicted model, not a curated record